GACAGCGGCUUUCUGCUCGCUUUGGGGGGCUUCAGGCGCGCGCGGCUCUCGUCGCCGCCACCGCCGUCCAUCCUCUGCACCCAGCCGACGGGCGGAUGUGACGUUUCGGGCCGCUAGGUUGCUGCGCAGUUCUCUGGAAGAGAGAGAGAGAGCGAGAGAGAGCGAGACGGGAAGGCGCAGCCAGGAAGGACUCGUAGUUGUGGUAGCGGCAGCUCCAGGCGGCACUAACACACACACACACACACCCCGCCCAGGCUUGGCACCCUCCCGCCUCAGGCCCCGAGAGCGAGAGAGCGACAGCCGGGCCGGGGCCGCCGCCGCGACGAAGCGCCGCAGUCUGGUAAGCGAAGGAGCGGGCGCCCCCCCCCCCGCAGCCCCUGCCCUGAGGGGAGGCCGAGGUGGUCGGCCGUCCUCGUACCUGCAGCUCCCGGCCUCUGCAGCCUUUCGGGGCCGCGGCCAGAACAGCUGCCCGGCGGGCUCCCUCCCCUCGGCUGGCCUAGUCGCUCCCCGGCGGCGCUGCAGUCAGUUCCCUUGCAAGGCCCCGGGCGAGGGAUGCUUGGCCGAGGCAAGGCCGGGGCCGCAGACUCGCGCCCGCGGGCGACCUGCAGCAGCUCUGCUCGUCGCGUUUUCCGGGGGCGAUCCCCCCCCCCUUCUCCUUUCCCUUUUUGCACUAGCCGUGCUGCUUAACGGCGAUGCUUUGCGGGCGCCUUAACUCUCCCCAGUCUUUCUCCUUCUAUUUUGUGCUGGGGGAGGGGGGAGAGGUCACUUUAAAGGCUUUUCUCGGCCUAGCUUUAGAAGCGGGGGCGGCUGCGUCUCUUGCACAGAAAAGGAUCUGCCCAAUUGCCCUGGAAUUCCUUGGGCCGCUUACUUUUCCCCGACGCUCCGCGGUGACAAAGAAAACGGCGUUUUAGGAUUUAAACCGGUUUGCGCUUAUUGGAGGCGGUCGCUGAGAGAGACGAUCGCGCCCGUUAUACCUACCGGCUGUGUCUUUCAAGGCUCAGUCUUGACUAACGUGGGUGGGCUUCGUGGGUCUCGCGUGUUUAAUGGCAGCAGGCCUGUCUGUGCACGCUGACAUGGAGGUGGCUUCCACUGAAAGCAGUUGAUGGCUUUUUAACAUAGACAUGUGGACCAGAUUGCACGGCUAUUUUCUUGUCACCCUACGGUGCCACUUAAUGCUUCCAAAUAAAUAUGCAGGAUUGGGCUGCCCAUCACUUCAUUUUAGGCAUAUGUUAUAUAUGCACAUUGUGAGGCUUGCUAUGUAUGUUUCGGAGCAGUUUGCCAAAGAGGUUCAAGUGUCCUUGCAAUAUGUCACUGGCUAACUUGUUUAAAGCAGGUCCAAGUCUUGUCUUAGCAGCCAUGUUCCUUAAACUGGAUCCUUUAAAUAUCUGUUGGACCUUAGUUUCCAUAUUUGGGUAUACCAAUUCAGGUUUCAUAUGUGCACAGAUAAGGCAGAUCAUCCUUGAAAUGGCUCUAAGUCCAAAAAUCAAAUACAGAAUAUACAUAAUGAUACCCUCAUGAUGUUUUCCUUAAUUUUUUAAUCCAACUUGCUCUAUAGUUAUCGCUAUAAUAAAAAUAGAGCACUUGAAGGCCUUUUAGACUGAUUUGCAGUAGACUGGUAGCACUUGUUCAAAAUACUUUUUAAUGACAUUGUAAGCCAAAGAAUAUGUUUGUGUUGUCUGUUUUAAUUAUUAUCAAGUGUGGUUUGAGAGUUUCCUUAAUAACAAUAUUUGCCUCUUGUCUGCUCAUCUUAAUCUAAUCUCUAGGAUUUAAACCAUAUAGUAAUGGAGAAACAUUGCUGCCAUGUGUGCUGCCUUGAUUUUAACCUUACUCAGAAAGGGAUAGAUUGGAGUUUGCUUUGUUUUUUGAAUACAAGCUAACAGGCAGACAAUUAAAGUGUCCUCACAUCUGGCAUUUGAGCUUUUCUUUUUCUAUAUUUGUGCCAUCUAUAUCAUGCUUGAAUAAACCAAAUGCCUUACAUUACAACUUAGCUUGUCAUUGUCAUAACCCUGAGCAGUAACUCGUUUGUUUCUGUUAGUUGUUCUUCACUAUGACUAUACCCUUUCCAGCUGUUUCUGCUACAGUUUUCCUUUUUGUCAAUUCUCUGGCCAUUUGCAUUCAGUUCCAACUUCUAGGCAGCAGAAUAUUACUGUUUUUAGUUUUGUGGUCAGCGGAGCAGUCAACCUGAUUUUCUUGAUUUUGGCCUGAUUAGGAACCAGGUUAUCUGAUUUGGAACCAGAACCCACCUGCAGUUGACAGCCAACUUAGGCCUUAAGACCAUCUUCUGAGGCCCUGCUCUCUAUCUUAUCAAUAAAAGAAGUAAUGAUUAAUACCAAGGACCAGAUUCUUGAUGGUGGCCACAUAUUUGUGGAAUUACCUUGCUCAGAAAAUACUUGUGGCCUGAUUAUUGAAACUUUUAAAGAGAAAACUUGGCCAUUUUUAUUUCAUUCUGUAUUUUAAAUUAAUUGGUAUUGUUUAUUUUAAAGAGAUAAUGUAAUGUGGCUUUAAUAUGAUGGUUUCAUAUGUUAUGUUUCCACUGAGAAACUUUGUACACUGCAUUGUGAAUGUCAUUGUGUCCUGAAAGUCAAGUUUUGAAAUUCUUUUAACUAAUGUUUCUUCCCUAUAACUUUCCCCAUCUUUCAAGACCUACUGCCACUCUAGUCUUGUCUUGGGUUUUCAGGGUACGCACAUAACUUUUAACGACAUAUGUUCUUCUAACACCUAAACACAUACAUUUUAUUCUUUAGGUUGCUUAUUUUUUGCAAAGACAUGAGGAGGAUUUAAACAUAAUCAUAAAAAUGUAAGAUGUUGAUAGUAGCACCCUACUAAUUUGACUAGACUUUCUGUCUUCUCAGAUAUAAUCUUUUUAGAGAAGCCUAUAAUUGUAAAUGUUAUAAAAGUUUGAAGCUCAUAAAACAGCAGAACUUCUCAAACACUGUUAUCUGUGGGAUACAUGCAGUUCACCCUUCAGGCCAAAAAGAGUCUAGAUUUUUUUUUACCCAUAUACGUAUGCUUUCUGUUCAUCAAACAGCUUCAUCUUAGCUCAGUUUAUCCUACCCAGUUUCACUACUAAUUUCAUCAAAAUGUUGUAGGAGGAUUAUUGGCAGAAGUGGUAUUUAUACACUAGAGGUCAGUUUCCUUGUUUUCUAAUCUAUGUAUUAAACAUAAUUUAUAGACCACUUAAUCAAAAGAUAAACAUCUUUAAGCAGUUUGCAUAAAGUAGAAUAACUAAAAUGUUUAUUUAAAAAUAACAUCAGCAAGUAUACAUUUUUUUAAAAAUAAAUUGAGUACACUUUCCUAAACAAAUAAGUUUUUAUCAGAUGUCAGUACAGUGAAGGUACCUGCCUGAUGUUAAUAAGCAGAGAGUUCCAGAGUAUUAGUGCUGCACAUUUAAGAUUGAUUUCUUGCUGAUAUAGAAAUGAACAUUAUAAGAAUUAUCUUGCAUUUAAGGCCUCAAGCUGUGGAAGAAUCAUCAUUGACCCACUUUUCUAUAAUUUUCUUCAGAAUUAUGGAGGUACAAUGCUUCUUUGUAAUUCUGUUCUGUAAACUAUUGUCACUAGGUUAGUUUAAAUGAAUAUUUUUGAUUAUGAUUCAAAUGGUGUACAUUCUGGUCUUUCAAAAAAUGCUAGGGCCAGACACAACUUUACCAGCAUUUUGCAAUGUAAAAUUAUUAUUUUUGAUGCUGUUUCCCUUAUGCCCCAGUCUUAAGUGCACUGAAGGAAAGUAGGCUCUGUUGAUAUCAGUAGACUAAUAACAUAAGAUUUCUGCAAUCCAGAAGAGCUAAAUUGCUCUGUAAGUACUCUGAAAAGUGUGAAAAGCACUCCAGUGAUUCAGUUCUGAAAGGUCUUGAGUUGAAAAUGAAGACACAGUUAAGGUGCUUACACAUCCCUCAUAUUUGCACCCUUGAGUAUUGUGAUCAGUGUUCUACAACUGUAACCUCCAAUCAUUUCAAACCUAGAAUCGGCUUUCAAUAAUUGCUUGCAACACAGGCCAAAACGUGGUUCUUUAAGCAUACACGAAAAUUGGGCUUUUCUCUCUCUAGUUACCAUAUGUGACUGAGAACAGGGAUACUUACUUUUAAAGAAGUGGAAUUUUGGCAAGGAUAGUUUCUCAUGAAGGGGUGAAAGAAACGGCAGCUGCCUCAAUUUCUUCUUUACACAAAUUUUAAAAGUACAAACGCCCUAUCAUAGCUUGCUGUUGUCAUGCAUCUAUUGACAACCCAUCAUUAACUUUAAGCCAUAGUUCAUGAAGUUUAUGAACUAUUACCCAUAAGUAGUCUGGGGGACAUAGCUUCGUUUCCAAAAUGAAAUGUGUAAGCUUGAUCUUAUAUGCUGUAGUGUGUAUUGAUUUCAAUUACAUGGAUGGUUGAGAAAACCUUUCCACUUGCGCUGUUUCACCUGUCACUGAGAUUAAUCAUAGUUUGUUUCUCAUGGGGCACCAAACUGCAGUUAAUCUAAAAUGGAAGUGGAGGCUUGUGGUCACCUUCUUGUCCCCAUGCAAGAGGAGCGGGAAAGCACUCAGGCCAGAGGCUUGUUCUCAUAAUACUGAACCCUGACUUAAACUAUGCUUGAACACACUCACACAUCGUGGUAGGUGAUGCCACCGGUGUCUCACCUUAUAUUUGUUGUGCUCUACUUCUUGACUGAACACCAAGAAGCCAAACUAGCAGUAUGUUUUGCUUAUUUGUUUAGUACAUUUAUAGUCCACAUUUUUCCCCCAUCAUGGAACUGCAGGCGACAUACUGUACAUAGAGUUCCCAGACACUUUCCUAGCCAAUCAGCCAUCCUGCUGAAAACUGCUCAAUUUCUCCCAGAUAGUUGCAUUAUGUAUUUCACAUGAUGGCAAGACAAGUCUUGGGUGACUUAAGGAUGGGAUCCUAAGCAUGCUGUAAUGAGUAAGCCCCAUAGGUCACAGUGGGGCUUCUUUUUGCUCUUGGCAGACACCUUCUUUAUAUGGGACAUCUUUUUUUUCAAAAGUAAAACCAGACUAUGAACCACACUUCAAAAUGUAGUGUCAAAAACUGCUUGUCUCAUCUCUGUCAAUUGUGCUCAUCUACAGUGCUUUAGACUGCAGUCCCAAGCAUACUUAAAAGGAGAGCAAGUGUCAUUAACCUUUUGUGCUACUGAGUGAAUAAAUGUGUUUGGGAUUACACCAUUUGAGGUGUGCCAUUUUGUCUACCUGUUAUAAAUUAAAGACCACUCUUGAGAAAUGGUUCUUUUUUUUAGAUAGCAGUAACAACUGUUGACAGUUUUAUUGCAUCUCAUGUAAUACAUGCCCAGAUAUCAUGAAAGGUACAUAUAGCCAUAUAUGUUAACAAAAUAUUAGUUGCACCAUUAAAAUAAAGAACUUAUUAAGAGGGACUUUGUGGCAAGCACAUGCCAGAAUAAUGAAAAUGUAGUUGAUAAUAUUGGAUUCCUACUGCUUCACAUUUUAGUUGAACAUUGAUGACUAAGACUCCCUAUUCUUUUUCUAUACAAAUGCUUUCCCCCCUAUAGUUUCCGAAAUCAUGAAUCCUGUUUAUAGUCCUGGAUCAUCUGGGGUUCCCUAUGCAAAUGCCAAAGGAAUUGGUUAUCCAGGUAUGUAACUGAAUCUCUUAAAUGUAUUACCUGGGUGCUGUCUAUUAAUCAAACUGGACAUUGUAGUAAACCUAACUUCAGGAUGCAUUGGUGUAGAGUAGUAGUAGUUACUCCCAAGUAAGUACCCGAGUGACAAACUUCACAUAUAGCCUGUGGACUGCACAAAUAUCUCCAGAGAGAAAAGUGGACUGUGUGUUGUCAUGUCAGAACCACAGAGGCAUUUUAUUUGGCUGUAAGGGCCACCACAAAUAGAGGAUUGCUCUUAGACUGUACCAUCUACCAGAAUCCAUAAGGUCAAGGGAAUGUACAAUGCCUGCAGGGUAAACCUAUGUCUAGGCAGAGAGCUGUGCUGAUAGUUUCUGCCCUUUUGAGGCCACAAGGAAUGGGAAGGACCAUGUAUAGUGUUUGGGUUGGGGGAGACACUUUUUCCUACCUCUGCAUUUCUGAAAGCUGCAGGUGAUUUGAACCUUAGUUUAAAUUGCUGGUUUCUAACUGUUUUAGCUUAAACUAACCUUUCUUAUAUGGCAACAUAUAAACAACUUAAUGUUUCAUGCAGUUUGAUUAUUAUUAUAAUUAAUUUCACUUCUAUACCAUUCAUAUUUUAAAGAAAAAAAUCUCAAAGUGGUUUACAACACAUUGAAACAUCAGAUAAAGCAAUCCAGAAUAAAACAUGUUCAAGCUCCAAGGGAAAUACUUCAGAUCCUUCUCCAAGUGACAUUUUGCUUUUGCAAUAUUUAUUUACCUACUUAAUUUAUAUAGCUGUUCCAUAGCAGAAGUACUCUAGGAAGCCAGUGUGGUGCAGUGGUUAGAAUGUUGGGCUAGGACCUAAGAGAUCAGGGUUCAAAUCCCCACUCAGUCAUGAAGCUCACUGGAUGACCUUGGGCCAGUCACAGCCUCUUAACCUACCUCACAGGGUUGUUGUGGGGAUUAACAUUCAGGCUAAGGCCACAAUUUGGUUUUUCAUGAUGUCUGAACCCGGCCUGUUUUGAACUUGCUUUUUAUUUUGAAAAGAAUACAUACAAAUAGAAAAAUGCUUUGGAUGCAGGCUUAACCUUUGUCGUGUAACUAACUGCAGAUAAGAGAACACAGGAAGGGCCAUAGCUCAGUGGCAGAGCAUUUGCUUUCUAUUCAUAUGGUCCUAGGAUUGAUCCUGGUAGAGCUGGGAAAGAUUCCCUGCCUGAAACCCUGCAGAACUGCUGCUAGGUCAUUGUUUGGAUUUGGAUUUGAUAUCCCGCCUUUCACUCCCUUUAAGGAGUCUCAAAGCAGCUAACAUUCUCCUUUCCCUUCCUCCCCCACAACAAACACUCUGUGAGGUGAGUGGGGCUGAGAGACUUCAAAGAAGUGUGACUGGCCCAAGGUCACCCAGCAGCUGCAUGUGGAGGAGCAGAGACGCGAACCCGGUUCCCCAGAUUACGAGACUACCGCUCUUAACCACUACACCACACUGGCUCUCAGUGUUGACAUUACUGAGCUAGUUGGGCCACUGGUCUGGCCCGGUAGCUUCCUGUGUCCCUAACAUCGUUUUCUGCCAGUGCAUGUCUUUAAAGCAUUGUGCUUUUCACCCUUUGUUUCUCCAUGUAGAAGUGCUUAGUUAGCCAAAAAUAGUCUGCUGUUGCUGUUGUCUCAUUUCAGGCCAUACCAUUGAAAAUAUACAUUCGAAUGCUAUUGUAAAUUAUUAUUUUAUAACUCAUUAAAAUAUCUCCCUAUUUUAAAAAGUAGUUGAGAGUGAGAAUAUUAGGGGUGACUUUAAUAAUAUUUAGAGUUUUUAAUUUUUUUAUUUACCUUUGUGUUGCUUUCCACAAAGAACUCCUGAAGUGACUCAUAUUAAAUAUGAAACUACAAAACGUAGAGCAUACAUCAGUUAAAAAUGCACUAAAAGGUUUGUCCACAAAAAUGAGUCAUAAAGCAAAAGACUCCCCCACCCAGCAGCAGGGUUUAAGGCCCUGUUGCUGAAUUUCUCGUUUACACACAUAGGCUCGUACAAACCACAAGAGUCCCUAGUAUCAGUGCUACUUUGUAAUCUUAAAAACAGUUCUCUCGAUACAAAGGAAAAGUGCUAUACUGGGUGGUAGUAAUAUUGAAGGUCCUAGCAUUUACCAUUUACUGUGUAUUACGUGGAUGGGAGUGCUUUACAGCCCUCAUCCUCUAGCAUCUAAAAUACAGAUAAUUGGACUUUGGAAUUAGCAGAAUGCACGUGGUUGCGUAUAACUGUGCAGAGGUUAUUUUUUUAAAAAAAUAUUCUAGAGAGUUGGGGUGGCUUUGCAUUGUAUAGGUUAAGGAUAAACACCUGCCAUUCUGUAGCCUAUGCAUCUGGCUGGCAUCCACACCUGACCACAACUUCCUGAUGCAUGGACAACAAACACAAUGAAAUAGAUCCAUAGCCGUUUCAUAUGUGGCAAUGUACUAUAUAAGAGGUAGGCAACCGAAGGCCCAGGGGCCGGAUGUGGCCCAAUCGCCUUCUAAAUCCGGCCUGCGGACGGUCCAGGAACCAGCAUGUUUUUACAUGAGUGGAAUGUGUCCUUUUAUUUAAAAUGCAUCUCUGGGUUAUUUGUAAGGGCUGCCUGGUGUUUUUACAUGAAUAGAAUGUGUCCUUUUAUUUAAAAUGUAUCUCUGGGCUAUUUGUGGGGCACAGGAAUUUGUUCAUCCUCCCCCCCCCAAAAAAAUAUAGUCCGACCCACCACAUGGUUUGAGGGAUGGUGGACUGGCCCACGGCUGAAAAAGGUUGCUGACCCCUGUACUAUAUAAUACAUUUGGUUUAUUGUUAAUGCCUAUCCUAUGAAGAUCUCCUCAGAAAAGUGGCUACAUUGCACUGUAUAAUUUCAACCUCUUUUUGGCUGACUGAAGCAGUUUUUUUUAUCUUUGUGCAGUUGGCUUGGAAGCAUAGGGGUUAGAUGGCCAUGAUUAGACAUGUCCUGUAGCCUUACAGCUGGCUAGGGUUGAGGGGUUUAGAGUCUAACAGCAUCAGGAGGGCACGACAUUGGAUGCCCCUGGUUUAUAGCCUGAAGCCUCACAAUAUUAAUCAUGGGCUUGAUUACAUCACUGAGAUAUAAUUGAAAGAAGUCUUGUUCACCUUAUUUUCAUUAGUUGUAAGCUUGGAAAACAAUACAAGUAGAUCAUUGGAGGUAUUUCUAAAAGUAAUUUUCAACUGCUUUCUCUUAGCUGGAUUCCCAAUGGGCUAUGCAGCUGCUGCUCCUGCCUAUUCUCCAAAUAUGUACCCUGCAGCAAAUCCUACAUUCCAAACAGGUAUGUAUGCAGACAUGUCGAAGUCACCAUAUAAAGCAUUGGGUGGGAAUAGUGAUAUUUUUUGGCAUCUGCAGAGCAUUUCUGAAACAAAGAAACUGAGUAGCCAGACUUUUUGUUGUUGCUAUGUUUGAGAGAGGAGUGUGACAGACAGAGGUAGCAGGUUCAUCUUUCCCCAGCUCCAUGCUAGGUACUGUUGCAUCCAUGGCAUUUGUCUGUCAUGUACUCUGGAAAGGAACAUGAUAUCUGUGAGAAUUAAUUAGGACAAUUCCACCGCUCCCGUUUCCUAUUAUAGGCCUUGAUUCUGGGAGGCAUGACGCUGUGGGUUGGAAUAUGAUGUUAAAUGGCCAUCUGUCAUGGAUGCUUUAGUUGAGUUUCCUGCAUUGCAGGGGGUUGGACUAGAUGACCCUUGGGGUCCCUUCAAUUCUUUGAUUUCUUCCCUCUGUGUGUCGAAGGCAACCUGGUUCCCUGUUGAGAGACAUGGGGAUGGUAAAUAUUGGGUAUUGCCUGCAGUAGGGUUCUGUGACUAGGUGCUCAUUAGAGGGUGAACGUGCAAGAGAGGGUUCUGCCUCCUGUGUACUCUUCCAGUUGAUGUUCUUCAGCCUAGUUCCCACUCUCACAUGGGUAGUCUCCUUGGCACUUGCAAUUGGUUAUUCACAUAUUGAGGAAGUUAAGACUAAACCUUAUCAUCCAAUGUAGGGAGUUGCAAUGGAACACUAUCUGCAUUUUGUUUGUUCUGCUUUUUGUCUUUUGCUCUUAUCCUGUGAAGAUAAAUGAGUCAUAAGUUUUUGGCAGUAAGAUGGAGAGGAGUGUUGGGUAUUCGCCAACAUGUACUCCAUGUUCCCUUCUUCGUGCAUCACAGAGUUUACUGGCGUUUGCACAACGGGGGCUUCCUGGUUACACUGUGUAUUCUUUCCUUGGUAUUCCCUGCAUGUGAGGAUACUGCUACAAUCUAUUGGGUAAUGGACUGUUUGCCAGUGCACAGUAUCCCUGAUUGCUGUUGCUGGGGGUGGGGUGGAGAAGGAAGGUGCACUGCAUAGCCAUUAUUUUUCUUGAUUAUUGGAGCAAAAGGUGGUUUGAACCAAGGUCCCCUCACAGUGUGGGGCAUCCCUCCAUUUUUUAAUCAUUGUGCCUUGUCCGUCCAGCUCCACAUCCUACCCAAUUUUAGAAUUAGCCACCAUCCUCUUGAACACCUUGCCCCCACCCCCGGGGGUUUUAGCAACCAGGUUCAGAUCUGUUCUGGAUCCAGGAUUAUUGUUUUUUGCUCUGUGUGUAUUUGUAUUCCAAGAUCUAAAGAAAGUUCUUGUAAGAUAUUAUUACAAGAUGAGUGUUGUUCGUUUUCCCUGUAUCUCCCCAUCCCUCCGUCGCCCCUGAAGUGCAAAACUUAGUGGAAAUAUCACAAUGCUUCUAGCUAGGUGAAUGGCAGCUAUAUUAAAAUAGUGCUAUGCAUCAUGGUUAUCAGAAAUCUGUAUAAAAGCACUUCAAAAUGGAUUGUGUAAUCUAACUUCAACCAUAAUCAGUUUUGCAAAGUGAAUAGACUUGUUUUGUUUUAUUUAUUUGGUUAUAAGUAUAUAUACUUCUAUUUAUAAAAUAAAUAAAUAAGAGUGGUUUAUAACUAUACAUAAAACCAUACAAAAAAAAUAAAUCCAAAAUUGGCUAACUAUUGUGGAAAGACGUAUUCUUAAUUGCCCUCAUAAGCCUGACAGAACAGAAAAGUUUUCAGCACCUAUUUAAAAGCUGAAACAGAAGGGGACCUGCUGAAUCUAUUGGCAGAGUAUUCCAAAGUUAUAAAUAUUUGCUGCCUCGUAUUAUUAUUUUUAAUCUGGUAAAUAAAGUGCAACAUUUCUGUUGUGCUUUACCUAACUUUACCUAACUGUUGUGCUUUACCUAAAACCCAAGUACUAUAUUGACCAACCUUAAUGCCUGCACUACUCUUUGAUAUUCUGUUGUUGUUGUUUUUGAUUAUUGAAUUGUGUGUGGUAGCAGGUUCUAUUUCACUAGAAAAUUUAAUGGAUGUUACUAAUUCUUGUGGUUUAUUAAUCUGCUUGAUUGUUAGAAAUUAUGAAAGCAUGUAUGUGCAUUCAAACGGCUUAAUGGAAGGCUCACAUUUGUGCCCAGGUGUGUUAAAUAAAUCUGAUUAAAGCUCAGCAAAAAGAUUAAAUUUGUUUUUUUUCUGUUUAUAGGUUAUACACCAGGCACACCAUAUAAAGUCUCCUGUUCACCUACCAGUGGUGCAGUGCCUCCCUAUUCUUCAUCACCCAACCCCUAUCAGACUGCAGUGUAUCCGGUUCGAAGUGCCUAUCCACAGCAGAAUCCAUAUGCACAGGUAAAAAGUAUAGAUUUACUGUUUGCAUUAAUUCUGUAACAGCCCAGGAUGCUAUCCUUCUCUACUCUGUUAGUGUUUUCUGUAGAAUCAGUGUGUUGUGCAGAAAGUUUUGACUUUGGUUGCUCUUGCUUUACAUUACUCUGUUAGGUUACUGUACUUGUGGGAAUAUCUGAUUUCUCUGAGCGUUAUCAUUCUUGGAAAUAUGUGGUGAUGUUAUUGUUUUGGUAAAUAUGGCUGCUGUGUGGCAAGGCAUAGAAGUUCAGUAAUGUAGGCCACGCAUCCCAGUAUCAGCAUGGAAAUUUUAUAAAUCAAUUCUUUAAAAAAGGUUCAGUUGAAUGAUCUGAAGGAAGGCACAUGAAACAGUAAACUUGCUGCAGCUAAGGAGACCUGGGUCUGGCUGGUGCCUGAGUGAGAGACUGCUUGAGAACCAUAUGUAUGUUGUCUCGAGUACCAUGGAAGAAAGAUUUGCAUUUAUAUAAAUACUAAAUGAGCUCUUUUUAAAAUGGGGCCUAAAAAUAAGUAUCAAGAUGGAUAAAAUUACUUGCUUCAGCUGAAAAGGUUUUUUCUGUGCCUUCCACCCUCUCCUCUAGGUUCAAUUUUCACAUUUCCUCAAAAUCUCUGCCUACAAAUAACUGAGGUGUAAACCUGCAACUGAGCUUUGCCACUCAGAUGGCAAGUAGGAACAUUGCACACAUUAAGACUCCAUGGAUAUAAAAACACAGAUGUAAAAAGCUAUAUAUAAUCCUUCCCCUGGGUGUCUAGAUUUCUGUGUGCAAGGAAUCUUUUAGCUUUAUGCAAGUCCCCAAUUGCGGGUGUUGUACUUGACCAGAUUCACAUAUAAAUAUAUACCUAAAGCUACCUUCCUGUGCACCCUUUCCUAACAGAUGUCAGAGACAAACUUCAGACAAAAAUAAACAUGCAUAGAAACAUGCUUGUGAAUGAACUCCAUCUUUAAAAUGCUUGUUUUCUCUUAAGAGAAAUAGUUGCAAAUACAAACAAUAGACAUAAACGUCUAGAUUCUGAAUUACUGCCUUGUGGCAUGCAGGGUGAAACAAAAAAGAAAGAUAACCCUGCUUUAUUAAACUAUCCCAAAGAUUUAAGCUGAUAAAAUUACAGGAUCUCAGUAGAAAGGUGAUCUUGCUUUUUGGAAACAAAAUGUGAGACUUCAGGUGUGAGAAUAAUGACAGUUCAAUUAGAGAUUAACAAGGCAAGUGUUGUGGGUUGGUUUGUUUUUUCAGGGGUCCAACUCCCACCUGAGUUGUAAUGUCAGAGGAGGAAAGAGAUGUAAUUUUCUGCCUUUGAUCUCUCUCACACACCCCACCACUCCAAUUUAUAUCUGUGGUCUGUACUUAAUGGUAUUUUACCUGAAAUAGUUUUGUGUGCCCUUUUAGGUUGCAUGCAGUGGUGGCAAGGAUUUUACUAAACCAACUAUUUUUUUCCAACAGCAAGGCACUUAUUACACACAGCCUUUAUAUGCAGCACCACCCCACGUAAUUCAUCACACUACAGUUGUGCAACCCAAUGGAAUGCCAGCAACUAUGUACCCAGCACCAAUUCCGCCCCCCAGAGGAAAUGGUGUCACUAUGGGAAUGGUGGCUGGGACCACAAUGGCAAUGUCAGCAGGUAAAUAAAUUUUUGUUAUACUGCAUUCUGGACCAGGGUCAGUAUUUAGUGUCACUUGAUAGCAAUCAGUGUGGCCAGUUUGAUAUUGCAUGUAAAUUAUCGUGCAACUUGUGAUAAGUGGAUAUUGAAUAUCUGAACUUUCUUGGCUACCAUGACUGAGAUCAAUACUUUUAAAAAAUGCCACUUAGGACUAGAUCCUGUAGCACUUGAGUUUCACAAGUUAAUGUGCAUUAACUACUCUAAAAUCUGCUGCCCAUACACUUGAGUGGUGGUUGGAUUUUAACUUGAGACUUUGGCCUGGUUCACACAUCGCUUAGUGUGGGGGUUCCAGGGGCAAAGAUUGUGGCCACUUUACUCUUCCUUGGUUAUUCUGCCCUGAGUCAUGGCUUGAUUUAGUGUGUUCUGUGAACCAGGGGUCAUGGUUUAGCUUUCCACAGACUAACCACAAUCUGUUUGCCCUAUGGUUUACACAGCUUAAGGUCUGUCCAGGAGAGCUAAGCCGUGAUCCCAGGUUUAGACAACAUGCUAAACCAAACCAUGGUCACAGCCAGUAGAGCAAUGGGGAGGCACAAAGUGACUUUGAUCCCCUCUCUCAAAUCUCACACAGUCAUGUGUUCCUUCAGAGCCAUGAUUUGGCUUAGUUUGACUUGUGAACCAUGUCACCCAAUUCUACUGAUAAAUUUUAUAUGAAGCAUUUUUAUACAGUGGGGAAAUACUGCAAGCUGAAGAGCUGCUCAGAGGAUGUACUUGGGGCAGGGAGUGGGAGAGGCUAACUAUCUUCCUAAAAACCUUUCCUGUUCCGUGUAACUCAUGAUGUAGCUUCAUGAGACACACUGUCUCGGCCCCGAACUAGGAUGAUAUACCUGCCUCUCAGUGUGUAACUUUCUCUCCUUUUUUUGCUACAAAAUUGGGGGGGGUGAGCAAAAGGGACACAUGGCCUUGCAAAACGAUGUUCCUUUUAAACCCUAUGUGACUUGCCGAUCAGAAGGUCGGCGGUUCGAAUCCCUGCGACGGGGUGAGCUCCCAUUGCUUGGUCCCAGCUCCUGCCAACCGAGCAGUUCGAAAGCAUGUCAAAGUGCAAGUAGAUAAAUAGGUACCGCUCCAGCGGGAAGGUAAAUGGCGUUUUCAUGUGCUGCUCUGGUUCGCCAGAAGCAGCUUAGUCAUGCUGGCCACAUGACCUGGAAGCUGUACGCCAGCUCCCUCGGCCAAUAAAGCGAGAUGAGCGCCGCAACCUCAGAGUCGGCCACGACUGGACCUAAUGGUCAGGGGUCCCUUUACCUUUACUAAGUUUUUAUAGAUAUGUUGACUUCUAAAUUAAAGCAACUUUAUUAUGAAAAUAUUCUUUGCUCCUCAGGUACCUUGUUGACAACGCAUUCCCCAACUCCUGUAGCCCCACACCCAGUUACAAUGCCCACCUAUCGGGCCCCAGGAACGCCAACCUAUAGCUACGUGCCCCCACAGUGGUGAUUACCACACAGUGUAAGUACUGGCAUGGUUGUAUCAAACAUAGCAACGUCUUUGCUAGAGUUCUAGCACAAGUCACAGGAUAAGUUAUAACUUUUUGAUAGUAGGUGUGUUGGUAUGUGUCACCUGUAAAUGUCAGGCUUGGUUAUAUGUUCUUAAACAUUGCUUGUUUCUGGGAAAGAACGUUUUACAACCACAGCGGUUUGGCUUUCUGAAGAGUGUCUUAUAUCCAUGUAUAGUUUUUCACUCUGUACAAAAGAAAUUUAAAAAUAAAAUGAAGCAAGAUUUAUUUACCUGGUUAAAGACCCACCUAUGUCGCUUUUGUGCUUUGGGCUCCUUGGAUGAAUACUUGGCAGAGAAAUUUUUGAAUUCGGCAUUUGGAUUCGGAACUGUGUGGGCUUCAGUGGGGGGUACUGAUGAGAGUGAGCUUUGGCUAACAUCUGCACUGCCUAUUAAUAUGAUCCAGCAGCACAUGGAGUUCCCUGAUGGAAGGGUCUCCCUCAUUCAAUUUUCCUGACUAUCUUAAAGUUAAAACAAGCUUUGAGCAGCUGUUAACUGCCUGAAACAGGGCAUUUACUGUUGAUUUUUGCUUUAACAUUUUACAUAUAUCUCUUUGACUGAGGAUCUGAUUACUCUGCUAGAAAUGUUCUGAUCCAUUUGCAGAAUCUGGCUGUCUUGAGUCAUGGGGUUUUUAGGCUUUCUUGUAUAAGUUGGAUAGAUGAGCUCUGAAAGUGAAAUCUGCUAGGUUAGAUUGAGGAGGCAGACAGAAGAAUAGGGCUAUCUUUCUGUUGAGCAGAAGCUAUGAAUCUGCCAGUUCUUGGUGAGUAUAUGGAACAAGGCGAGUCUGAGUGCAGAAGUAACUAUUAUGUGCCACAUUUGAAUUGUUUCUAUAUUUGACAUUGCAUAGAUCUUGUUACACGAGGUCAGACAUUUACUUAGUUGCCUUCUUACCCUUCUUUGAAUGUAGGUUUGAAGAUGGGAGAUAUGCAAUCAAGUAACUGAGGUUUAAAAGUUGGUGCUGAAGCCCUCAUGCCUCCAACCAGGACUUAUUUCUUCUGAAUGCUUGCAAUCCUUUGCUAAACACUAAUUCCACAUCACUGAAGAUUUCCCAGUGCUGCAUAUCUUACAUCUUGGAACUCCAGCAGUUAGUCUUAAAGCAAAUCCUGUUUUGUGGACUGUCUUGCAAUUUUUAGCUCAUUAUAAUGAUUAAAGGGAGUAUAAAUUUAUUGAUCAUAUCUAGUUGAAUGCAUGUCUAAGAACACACAAAGCUUGCUCAAUCUACCUGCUGUGACUGAUGCAAAAAAAAAAAAAUGUCAUAUGCAAAAUCCAAAGGAGCCGAAAAGUAUUUUACAAUUUGUAUCACUAAUGCACUGUUGUAAUGUAUGCAGGGUCUUAAGAGGUAGAAUUGUGACAGUGAUUUUUUUCAUAGAAAAACAUAAUAUACAUUAGCAACUUUCAGUUGAUGAAGGCACCAGUUCAAGGGGGCACUGUUAAGUGAUAUUUUCCUUUCCUAGUUCAGUGACUGGAAAAUUAGUUCAUAGUUUGCAGAGAAUCAGUUUACCAAGCAUACCUUUUUUUCCAUUUCCUUUUUUCUUCCAGUGGGAGGGGGGUUAGAUUCAGUGUUGCAUAAACAUUCUUAAGGACAAGAAUGAAAUUUUGCAGGAAGUGUGGUUAUCAGUGGCAAAAGCAGCUUGUCUAUAAAUCAUCAAGGUAUACUUCAUUAGAAUAUUAGGUGGAAAAUCUAUCUACAUAAUGGCUUGCCUCCUUUUAAAAAAUCAAAUCACAGUUUUAAAUGAUAUGUCCAAAAGAAAUUUCCGCACUUCUGGUAGAAUCAGAUUUCCUUUGGUUCCAAUCCCCACCCCACCCCAAGAUAAUUUUUCUUACCAGUCCUGGUCAGCUAAAAAAAUUUCAAUUUCAACCAGUUUGCUUUUGUAAAAUGUACUAAUGUAAAUAGGAAGGAAUUCAACUACAUGUUAGAUAUGGUAAAGGCAAACAAGCCAUUUGAAAAUAUUUUACUUGGCUUGGUUUCCUCGCAGCAUAGAUUAUGAACAAAGUGUGGUAGGAGUUGUCAUGAUGGAAGAGUUCCAAAAAUGAGUACUGAAUUAGAAAGUGAUCAAGUACAAAGACAUUAAUUAGUAUUUUGGCAUAAUCUCCUAUCAUAUCCUUAUUGCUUCCUAAAUUGCAUUUAGAAGACAGUAAAUUAAGAAAGCAGAUGCAGUGUUUCAUUGCAGCGAGUGACUCCUGAAUUCCUUGCCUAUGACUUUUAAGUUUUUAUAAAAGUUCCUAAGUCAAUUCCGUGGGGAGAUAGGGCUAGUCUUGGAAACCACUUGUGUACCAAAAUUAUUAUGAGAUUUUAUUUUUAGUUUAGUUUCAGUGCUAAAUGCAAUCAAGGGCUUUCUUUAAAUUGGCACCAUUUAGGUAAACAGUAACAGGACAUUAUUUUCCCAGUAUUUCCAGCGUACAACAAAUUGUGCUGUAAGUGGUUAUAAAAUGUUCCGUUAAAAGUUGGUAUUUGUAUGUUAGGUUAUAGUGUUGGUAGACUACUCAAAAAGCUUCUCUUUUUUUAAUUGUGAGAUUGAGUAUCCCUGUACUUUAUUUUGGGAUGAUCAGUUUUUAAAUCGCAUUUGGCAGCUACUUCUGUGUAGUAUGCAUGCUGAUUUUAAUGCUGCCGUCCUAUAUUUUCCUGGGGCAGGAGGGUUCUACAUCUCGUAUCCUUGUAGAGGUGAGGGCCUUGAUAACUUUAUUUUAUAAUAGACACUCUUCGUGUUUUUGUUUGAGCGUAAGGUUUUAUAAAGUUAAUUUUCCAAGGAGCACAUUGUAGAUGGCCCCCUUGAUCCAAAUGCCUUUAGCACAACAAAAAAUUAAGAUAUUUAAAUUUUAAUCUUGAGCACUUGUUGCAGUUUAGAAAGUCCCAUAUGCAGAGAACAACAACAGCAAAAUCCUACCCCUACCAUUUGGAGUCUGUACUGCUUUGGACGAGUCUGCUUAGCUAUACCAUUUGUGAAAUUGAUCUGUAAUUCUUAUUUUCAAAGUGCUCCACAGACCUAGUGAUCAUCCAGUGUGGGCAAAUGUCCAUUUUAGCAAGUUUAGAAUAAAAUAUUUCUUGCCACAGAUAUGAGCAUUGAAAAUACGGCUUUGUUGGGGACAUGUUGAAAACAAAUGGAAGCACUGCUGCCUUCAGUCUCUUAAAUGCUCUGAACUCUCUUCAGCUAAUGCAGCACUUUGUGAAUGGUAAGGACAAGUUAUAAUUUAUUCUCCUCAAGCUUCAGAUUUCCAAAUGCUUCCUCUUGCUUUUUUGGACACAGUAGUAGUAACAGCUUUCUAGGUGAUCUCACUUGAGCACUUUUUUCUAAGUUGUGUUUUGGGAUUCAUCUGCAAGGGGGGGGGAUAGUACUUUUUGCAAAAGAUACUGCACCUUCCAGAAAUUCUAAUCUGUGGGUGGGAGGGAGGGAGAGGGCAUUUUUUGGGAGGUAGUUCCAUGCCUCCAUUACAGUCAAUAGGGAAGUAACCAAAAGCACAGUGAUGAGGGGGGUGUAUAUAGCUUGGUAUAUUGUUGCAAAUAAUAAAAAGCAUGAAUAUGAAACUGAAAGUUUGUACUUCAAGUGGGUUAUAGGCAGCAGGAGGUGUUGUGGAAUUCUUUCUUCUGCUGUUUGUUCCAUUCCCUGUUUUAGAAUUCCUGGGCGGGUGGUGCGCAUGGGUGGGUGGGGUAAAACCUCAAAUUUUUAGUACGUGGCUGCAUUGGAGCUUCCCAGAAAGUUAUAAAGGGAGCUAAUGCAGUGUAGACAAGGCUCAAAUCAAGCUGCUUUUUCAAAUGAACGCAGCCUUAAAUGUAAUCAAAAAUUACAGCAAUAACAGAAAACAAAAGGAUCUGGGCUUUUAAACUUCAAAAGUUAUGUUUUUGAAUAAUGUUCAAAGUAUCAUUUAGGAGACGUUCCCAAGGUAGAUAACACAGCGUUCUAAGUGUCUCUUUUUUAAAAAAGAGCAAAAUAGCAAAAUAGUCACAUUCUAUGGAAACAUCAUUUGCCUAAGAAUUGGUAGAUUUAGUCAGUGGUGUUUAGCACUAACCUACUGACAGGAAACUAAACCUCAAUUAUUAAUCCUGAUUAUAAAUGUGUAACUAAAAUAUUGUUGAAGGCUACAGAAAUUCAAGUACUCUGACAAGCUCAUAAAGUAACCAUGAAAGGUAGCAUGAUGCUAUAAUGGAAAUAUUGUUUGGUGGGAUUCACUUCAGCUGAAUUCCUGUAAAUGAAAAGCCACUUAGAAUGCAACACUUGUAAUCUGGUUAAAUUUUAUGGAACGGUAUUUGCAUAGGGAUAUUCCAUGUCAGCCAAUGUUCACAGAUCUUAAUUUCUGUAUAGAAUUUUGAAUUGAUUAGGCAAAUCUUUCUCCUAUGUGUAUCAAAUGAGCAGUGUUCCUCUUGGUUGAGCACAGUAUUGUAAAGCUAGCUUAAUUUGUUUUAUUAAAAUGCAGGGAAAUUGGAUGACACUGUUCUACGCAAAGCAGAAUAUCUAAAUUGCUUAUAUGAAAAUGGUGAGUUGGCACUGUUAGAUAAAUACACGGUAUUUAGCGGCUGCUUCUGAAAGAAGUCGGCAUCCAUAUAGAGGUUUUAACUAACUUCUUGAUAGUUGUGAAGGCUCACCAUAGCAUUUUCUAUCGGGUAACUCUGCUAGAAUACAUCAAAUAGUACAAAUGCCAUUUCUGUCUGUGCAUGUAAAAUACUAAGCCCCAAAUCCAGAGUUCGGUUGUGGGGGUUUUCUCCAUGGGUGUCUGCACAUGGAGCUUUUUCCAAGCCCCUUGCUUACUAACUUGAGUGGUGCUGUAUAGAUACUACUUUUUCAGCCUGUAAAACCCCCUUCAUUCUGAAGUGGAGAAGGAAGGUUGUGCAGGCAAGGAAACUGCAUGUGUGUCUUGAGUCACCUGUGAAGGAUCUCUUUAGUCAGGCUGUAAGUCUUCAAUAGAAAUGGAAGGGAGAAAAGCUACAUAAGCAUGUUUUUGCAUUAAUAUCUCAAACCACCAAGAUUUUUGAACUGCCUUUCCAGGAUAGUGAAGGCAGGGGGGCAUCUGACCCUUUCUAAUGUGACUUGGAAUACAUUUUGAGUAUCACAGUGUCAGGAGCCAACUUAGUGUAUCAAAAUAUUCUAAAUAGUUUGACCUCUAAUUACCCGACAUGAUCUGUGUGGUUUUUUCCAAUCUGAUGUGACUUUUGAGCACUUAGCAAGCAAACCGGGGAAGUUUCAUUUAGCUUGCUGCUGUACAGACUUGUUUUUAGUAGAAUGGAUUUGUUAGUGGGAUUUUAUUGUAGUGCUAUUAUUGGCUGCCCUUGUGGGGUGAAAAGGGGGAGUGCAUGCAACAGAGGUGCAAGAGGCCCCAGUAAUAGUGUUUGUUAUGAAAUAAGACACAGGUUUCCUUUUUUUAUAACUUUUUUUUUUAAAAGAAGACUGUCUUAAAGCAGUUGUAUUGGUACUUUUUCCAAGUUUAGGUCAAUGUUGUCUUCCAGAACCAGUUUAAAGCAUCAUAUCUGCAUUGAACUAUUGCAUCAACACAUAGGAGUGGCAAUUUCAUUCUGAGCCAACUGUGUAAAAUUCAUUUUUAUUUUUAUGCAAUCCAAUGAGUAGAUGAGCUCAGAGUUAAAUUCUUAAAAGCACGUUUAUGUAACAGGAAUUGUUAUGUAUUAAUACUUCAGUUUUCAAUAAAGAUUGACUGUGUUGCUUAUC
Molecule: messenger RNA, 19940 nt
Organism: Podarcis lilfordi (Lilford's wall lizard)
Lineage: Eukaryota; Metazoa; Chordata; Lepidosauria; Squamata; Lacertidae
Source: the annotation of a GenBank genome assembly